Messenger RNA from Pungitius pungitius (ninespine stickleback), 1610 nucleotides. RefSeq names its product AFG2 AAA ATPase homolog A (gene afg2a). NCBI's taxonomy places the organism in Eukaryota, Metazoa, Chordata, Actinopteri, Perciformes, Gasterosteidae. The transcript is spliced from 6 exons. Bases 768 to 1610 code for a protein of 280 amino acids. The record is from RefSeq and is a predicted model, not a curated record.
CCGUUCAUUCCGCCAGCCGGUCACGUGACAGCAGUAGGGUUACGUAAACCUCCGCCCCGGAGGUUGCAUAAAUACCGUAAUGCUCUGGAAGAAUAGCACGAAUAGUAGCUCUCGUAGUACUGCGCCAAAACUCAUUCAUUUUUAGCUAUUAAGCUUUUAAAUACAUACACACUAGCACUACUCUUACUAAUUAUACUAACGUUGCUUUGAAAACAGUCACCGUGGUAUUUCGUUAUAUUCGGCUGACUAGUAAGCCACUUAAUUAUUUUUAAACCGGUCAAAUAACAACUCCGACAGAGUUGUUACUGCUUGCUGUGGUCCUUUAGCGCCAUGUGGAUUCAUUACUAACCGUGAAAAACUUAUGACAGAGAGCUGAUUGGCAAACUAUAUUCAUGCCGAAUCUUAGACUGUAUGUUUCCUAAUACAUAAAUAACAUUAAAGUAUGUGCUUACUCUAGCUGGGGACUAAUACACUCAAAAUGUAUGUUUUACAACCAUAUUAUACCUUAUAUCUUUUUUUCUAGUCACUCAUUGCGAAUUUUCACAAUCAAAACCAACACUGUCUAACUUGUUUUUUGUCAUCCAAUUGAAUUAAAACAGGUAACGUUAUAUUCAAAAAUAUAAUUUAUAAAAAGAGUUACCCACUGUCGCAAAGCGAGGCUUUACGGUAAAAGGAGGCGGGGCUAAAUUCCAACCAGGAAGUUUACAACACCGCUUGGUGUUUACACAUGCUGGCGGCUUCACGUGGAGGAUAUUUCCACUAUUAACAUGUCUUCAAAGAAAAACAAAAGCAAAUCGAAAAGGACGAGUGAAGGGGACAGCUCGAAUGAUUCCUCCAGCCUGACGACAUCCGGCCAAGAGGGAGGAAGGAGCUUAAGCAGCCACUCGUUCACUGUCAUCGAUUUCAUUGACAAAGCUGACGACAAAACGCCCAAAAGUUGCAGAUCCACUUUAGUCCAGCUGAGCCUGAACUCCAUGAAGUCAGCCGGCGUUUGCAUCGGGAGGCCGGUCCUGCUGACGAGUCCCGCGGGACGACAGGAGGUGUGCUCGGGUUGGCCGGCUGCCUCCUUUCCCGCUAGAAAAGUGGGCCUCCAGAGGUGCGCUCAGAAUAACCUCCGAGUGAAGCCCGGGGACGAGGUGACGCUGCAGCCGCUAACGGGUCCUGUGCUGCAGGCCGAGGAGGUGCUUCUCUCGAACAGGUCCAAAGAUGACACACUGGAGACAGACGAGUUCAAGAACUUCUUUGUGCAGACUCUGGUUGGGAACGUCAUUUUGCCGGGAAACGUCAUCUCGCUGAACUACUUCGGCCGCUCCUGCGGCCUGCGGGUGGAGUCCGUGAGGGGGGAGGACGGCGUCACCCUCCAGAGACCGGCCGCCGCCGCGGCGGACUCCUCCGCGAUGAACUCCGUGCUGGACUCCACUUCGGCCGACCUCUCCCUGCAGCUCGGCCUGCUGACCGUGGAGGACGUCGCCGCCGACGGGGCGCCGAGCCCGACCGGAGAGCCCGGCCGCGCCGCCAGCACGCCGCGCCGGCCGGCGCGCCCGGCCUUCGUCUCCUCCCCCUUUGAGUUUGUCGCGGAGGAGUCCCCCUCGUGCCCAGGCCCCGCAUAA